AUGACCUACAGUCACCGUUACUCGAUCUUACGUCAACUCGAGGAAAUGAAACCUACAGUAAUCAUUCUCUACAAUACAGAUAUCGCCACACUAAGACAUAUUGAGAUGUACAAAGCAUGUCAUUCUGAAUUAUUCCUUCACAUCUACUCUAUAAUGUAUAGAGAAUCCACAGAGGAGUCACGAUAUUUGACCGCGCUGAAAAAUGAAACAGACGCUUUCACGACGCUUUUCAAUGAGAAGUCUACUCUGAUGAUUCCAAGGCGAUAUGAGACGGACCGUGAAGAAGUAGAUCGUCUUCAGAUGCCCACCGGAAACGAUGCUGGCCAAGUACCCAGUAGAUGUGAGAGACCAAAGAUUAUUGUUGAUGUACGUGAAUUCAACAGCGAAUUGCCUACGGUGUUGUAUAAAAAAGGAUACGAUGUUGUUGCCGUCACUCUUGAGGUCAGGAAUUUGAAUCAUUCGGGAUGCUUCGUCGCAACAUUCAAAUUGUUACUUAGAGUGCUUUUCGUUUAUGGCGGAUUUAAUCAACAGGUGGCAGACUAUGUGCUCUCUCCUGCAAUUGCAGUGGAACGAAAAGCACUUGAUGAUCUCGCUCAAUCGCUGCAAUCUGGACGUGUAUUCAAGCAGUCGGAGCAGAUGCUGCGUCACUACACCAACUCAAUACUUCUUAUAGAAUCAAAUCGGAAAUUCGAGUCAAAAAUCGUCAACGGGGGGCCAUUUCAGGGGGAACUCAGUCGUCAUUGUCGUGAAGUUCGUGCUUUGUUGUGUUCGCUACUGAGGUCGACACCUAAGUUGAAGCUCAUCUGGUCACUUUCACCAGCCAAUUCAGCAGAGUAUUUUGCCGAACUCAAGCUGAAUCGUCCGGAACCAGACGCUGACCAUGCUGUUUCUCUGAAGAGCGAUGAAGUCACCAGUGUUAAAGAUAUAAAAGCUGAUGCGCGUACAAGCUCAGACAAGCCACGUAAACCGAAUGCAAUUUUGCUUCGACACAUGGGACAACACCUGCCUGGCAUGUCUAGAGGAGAUGUGCAGUCGAUGAUGCUCAGUCAGAAGGUAAGGAAUCUGUAUGAUCUGUUUACGAUGCCCAUCGAACAGCUGUAUACCGCAGUUGAAUCACAUGCCGAUCGCCUGAGUUUGUUUGCGAACUUCGACUUUAGUGUAUCUGAUUGA
This is a messenger RNA of Angiostrongylus costaricensis, 1170 nucleotides long. The record is from the annotation of a GenBank genome assembly. Lineage: Eukaryota; Metazoa; Nematoda; Chromadorea; Rhabditida; Metastrongylidae.